Molecule: messenger RNA, 441 nt
Organism: Notothenia coriiceps (black rockcod)
Lineage: Eukaryota; Metazoa; Chordata; Actinopteri; Perciformes; Nototheniidae
Product: nucleoporin NUP188 homolog
Exons: 4
Biological process (GO): RNA export from nucleus; protein import into nucleus
Cellular component (GO): nuclear pore inner ring
Molecular function (GO): structural constituent of nuclear pore
Source: RefSeq, a predicted model, not a curated record
AUGGAGGUGGAAACAUUCUGCUUUGGGGAGCUGAAGCUUCCAGAGGCCAAGCAUCAGCCUCAACACCUGAAGGAUUUGGAGAGGAUCUUCAGAGAGAAGUCGACCAACAUCCUUCCUGAGAUGUGCACAGACCUGGAGACCAGCGUCACAGCAAUCACAGCAAAGAUGUGUAUCUACGGUCUCCUCUCGUUUGUGGUCACUUCUUUUGAGGAGGAAAGCCUACAGACUGGUGGUCAGGCGGCUCAGUGCUCCCACCUCAUCGAUGCUGCCUGUGAAGUGCUCUCUGCUCCAAAUCUGGCAGAAGUGUUUUGGGAAAUGAAACCGAACAUGGGACUGGGAAUGAUUCUGGACAGUGCAGUCGGGAUGUUCCCUCACAAAAUUGGACCUCUGUUACAGCUUCUAACUGCACUUCUGUCAAACAAGUCCACUGUGAAAAAGGUA